AUGGGAAAUCAAACUUCUCAGUCUGAAUUCAUUUUGCUCGGCCUGUCAGACCUCACAGAUUCUCAGAUCCCGGUAUUCCUGCUGAUCCUCCUCAUCUAUGUGGCCACACUGGUUGGGAAUCUUCUCAUCAUCUUCCUGGUGGUCUCAGACUCCCACCUGCACACCCCCAUGUACUUUUCUUUGGGAAACCUCUCAGUUUUAGACAUCUUCAAUUCCUCCAUUUCCACAUCUCAUUUGUCUUUUGACAUCUUUACGGGAAACGGGCUGAUUUCAUACCCAACUUGUAUCACCCAAGUCUUCUUCUUCACCUGGUUUGGCAGCACUGAGUUCUUUAUACUUGACAUGAUGUCUUAUGACCGCUAUGUUGCCAUCUGCCAUCCUUUGCGUUAUACAACCAUGAUAAACAUUCGCUUGUGUGUUCAGAUAGCGUUCUUUUCCUGGCUCUUCAGAUUUGUCUGUUGUUUGGUGCACAUAUUUUGUGCACUAAGAUUGUCCUUCCCGGACCCCACCACCAUCCCAGGCUUGUUCUGUGAAUUAUAUCAGCUUCUUCAACUCUCAUCUUCUGACACUUACCUCAAUUAUUUACUUUUGUAUUUUGAAUCAUUAGACAUUGGAGUCACUAGCUUUGUCAUUACUUUCCUUUCAUAUGUUUACAUAUUCAAAACUAUCCUAAAAAUUAAACUGAAUGAUGGACGAUGGAAAGCUUACUCCACCUGCAGCUCCCACCUCACGGUGGUCUUCAUCUUUUACGGGACUGGUCUUUUCAACUAUUUUCAAUUUAAAACUACAAAUUUUCUGGCAGGCAGAUUGAUCUCUGUAUUUUAUACAGUUGUCACCCCUCUUCUAAACCCGAUUAUAUACAGCUUGAGAAACAGUGACCUAAAAAGAGCUCUUCAGAAAACUAUAUCCAGACUGAGCUCCAUGCCAUCACCUUGUAAUUGA
Rana temporaria (common frog) is the source of this 942-nucleotide messenger RNA. Its product is annotated as olfactory receptor 1361-like. The record is from RefSeq and is a predicted model, not a curated record. The transcript has a single exon. Gene Ontology annotation, biological process: G protein-coupled receptor signaling pathway. The coding region runs from base 1 to 942 and encodes 313 amino acids. Gene Ontology annotation, cellular component: membrane. NCBI's taxonomy places the organism in Eukaryota, Metazoa, Chordata, Amphibia, Anura, Ranidae. Gene Ontology annotation, molecular function: G protein-coupled receptor activity; olfactory receptor activity.